UCCUGAGUCAACAAUGUUAAUAUCCUUAGUUGGAGAUAUUAUGAGAACUGGCACUUUUUUUUUUUUUAAUUUUAUUUAAAGUCCAUGUAGUUUACUUUUUAAUUAACUAAUGAUCUAGCAUUUUCAAUGAGGUGUCGACUAUAAGGCUCCCUAAGGUCUUAAUCAUGUUUGCUUUUCCAGUCCGCCCAACGAGAAUCACGUCUUUUGUCUUUUGAUUUGAUGCAUUAUUUUAUCUACUUUACCAUCCACACCGACAUGGUUGAAAUAAUAUAAGGGUUUUGGCAUCAGAUACUCAAAAGUUUAGAACGUAGAGACAAGUAAAGGGAUCCGGCAGAAUUGUUAAAUAGAAGAGCUGGUGUUUGUGAUUAGCAGAAGAUCCAGAGAGGCAGCGUCCAUAGAGAAGUUGCUGACAUCAAAGAUGAACUGGAGAGCAUCAGAUCGUUCCUCAGAGAUGCAGACACAAAGAUGGAGAAUGAAGAAGACAAUAACCACGGACUGGAAACUUGGGUGAAACAGGUAAGGAGAGUAGCAUGGCGAAUGGAAGAUGCAGUUGAUCAGUACAUUCUUCGUGUGGCUAAAAACUAUGAUCAACGAGGAUUCAAGGCAGUCAUUGGUAAAAUCUCUGGCUUGGUCAAGAAUCUGAGAGCCCGGCAUAACUUAGUCACAGAGAUUCUAGACAUCAAAAGAUCGGUCCGUGAAGUCAAUGAAAGAGGUGAAAGAUAUAGCUUCACUUCCCUAGAGGGAGGAGGAUCGGGCAGUUCCGGAAGAGCCAAGAAAGACCAAGACCCAGUUAUAGGUUCUCUGUUUCUCGAGGAAGCUGAGCUUGUGGGAAUUGAAAUGCCCAUAGAUGAGCUUAUAAACAAGUUGGUUGAUGGAGAACCCCAUCGCGGUGUGGUUUCAGUUGUUGGCAUGGGGGGCUUGGGUAAGACCACUGUUGUCAGGAAAGUAUUCUGUGACCAGAGAGUGAUAACAGAUUUUGAUUGCCAGGCUUGGAUUACUGUGUCUCAGUCGUAUGAGAAGGAGGAGCUCUUGAAGACUAUGAUCAAGCAAUUUCAUGAAGCGAGGAAGGAAUCUGUACCAGAUGGACUUGAGACAAUGGAAUUGGAGAUGCUAAUCAAAUUUCUAAAGGAAUAUUUGGCACAAAAGAAGUAUUUGGUUGUGUUUGAUGACGUGUGGAGUGAAGAAUUUUGGGAACAGGACAUAAAUCAUGUUCUACCACUUAAUAAUGGUAGAGGUGGUAGAGUAUUGAUCACCACACGCAGUGAAGAUGUUGCUCCUUCUUCUGAAGAAUCUCCUUUUUAUCAUGUACACAACCUCUCGCCCCUACCAAAAGACAAAGCCUGGGAGCUAUUCUGCAGGAGGGUAUUCAAGUGUCAAGGAGGCAGUUGUCCAGAGGAGUUGAAGGAGCUUUCAGAGGAUAUUGUUUAUAGAUGCGAAGGAUUACCACUAGCAAUAGUAACAAUUGGUGGUCUAUUGUCAACCAAAGCCAAGACUGUCUCCGAAUGGCAAAAACUGCAUGACAGUCUUGGUUCAGCUCUGGUAUGCAACUCACGUCUUAAACCAAUCUUAAGCAUUCUAUCACUCAGUUACCGUAAUCUGCCACACUACCUCAAGCCCUGCUUCUUGUAUUUUGGCAUUUUGCCAGAGGACUAUGAGUUCAAUUAUGCAUCCUUGCUGCGACUAUGGGUAGCUGAAGGGUUUAUAAGAGAAAGAGGAGGUAUGACAUUAGAAGAGGUAGCAGAAGAAUACUUGACUGAGCUAGUUCGUAGGAGCUUAGUUCAAGUCACACGAUUUCACCCUACUGGUAGAGCUAGAAAGAUAUGUCGUGUUCAUGAUUUAAUCCACGAACUUAUUCUUUCGAGAUCCGAGGAAUUAAGCUUCCAACACGUUCCAAUCACAGCUUGUGCAAAUCUCGAAGGGUUUGCUCGACGCCUCUCAAUCUAUAGCAAAAGAAGCGAUGCUGCAAAGAGAAUUAGUGACUGUCGUACACGUACAGUUUAUUUUGUUGAGACCAAUGAGCUAUCAAUGCCCUUGAUGAAAGCAAUCUUUGCAAACUUCAAGUUCUUGACAGUGCUAAGUUUUGAAGGUUGUGCUAUAGAUUACAUACCAAAGGAGGUCGGAAAUGUCUUGCAGUUGAGGUAUUUGAGUGCAAGGGACACAAAGGUGAAAGAGAUUCCCAAAUCCAUAGGAAAGCUGAAAAACUUGGAGACUUUGGAUUUGAAACGAUCCCAGGUGGUUAUGUUGCCAACUGAAAUCAACAAGCUCCGUAGGUUGCGUACUCUUCUUGUCCACCCCAAAGGUCAAAAUCGCAUGCUAGGGAUGAAGCCAGUGGAUGGUAUUGGGAACCUAGAUUCCUUAUUAAAGUUGUGCUAUGUGGAAGCAAACCUUGGCAGUGGUUUUAUUACGGAGUUGGGAAAGUUGAAGCAGUUGAGAAAAUUAGGGAUUGUGAGGUUAAAAACAGAGAAUGUUACCACUUUGUGGAGUGCGCUACAAAAUAUGAGCAACCUACGGUCAUUGGGUAUAUACUUACUCGAAAAGAAGGAAUUUCUUGACUUGAAAUCAAUGCCUUGCCCCUCUUCCCUUGAAUCUCUGGGGAUAUUAGGGCGACUAGAAUCAUUGCCAGAUUGGAUUCCCAAACUCAAGAAUCUACAAAGAAUUGUCUUAUUGUCUUCAGGAUUGACGCUUGAUCCUUUGACCUCUCUUGGAACUCUUCCUAAUUUGUCAAAACUUACCCUGAACAAAGCAUAUGAUGGAGACUGUUUGCACUUCAAGAAGGACUACUCAUUUGGAAAGCUGCAGGUGUUAAGUCUUUGGAACUUGAAAUCACUGACUGAGAUAAUCAUAGAGGAAGGGGCAUUGCCCCUUCUCAAGAGCCUUCGAAUUGGGCCUUGCCCACAGCUAAAGGUGCUACCCUCUGGCAUUGGCCAUUUGCAAAAUCUUGAACGUUUAGAAGUUAGGGACAUGCCAAGAGAAUUUGUGCAGACAAUGUUACCUGAUGGAGGCCGAGACUAUUGUAAAGUCAAGCAUAUACCACUUGUCCUUUUCAUCUACAUGGUCAGAGAAGGAGGUUUGUCUUACAAGCUCCAUGAUCCAAACAUCUCCAAACAUCUUCUAGACGAGACCUAUGUCUAGAAAUUGAUGAUAGAAUAUUUUCAGCAUAUUUUCCACAAUUAAAGGUACCACCUUCUCAAAUACUGCUAUCAAUCAAGCAAUAUAGUAUUGUUGCAUAUUUGUAUUGUGAAAGUUAGAACCAAGAGUCUUUUUUAUGUAAAAUAACAUUAGUCUUUCAGCCUGGACUUUAAUUUUAUAUCCGAAAAUUUCCCUCAAUUUUGCUGCUUUCUGAUUUUGUAAACGUACCACACCCUGCAUGGUUUAUCUGAUAUUUGAUUUUGGACUCCAGGAAGUUUAUUGGCCUAAGUAAGUGUACUACACUCAACACUUUAGUUUCAAUGACUGCAUCUAUAUCGUUCAGCUCUUUUCUGUUUCAAACUGUAUUAGGUCAUGCUCCAGCCGGUUAUCUUCUAGUUUCUGAUGUUAACAGCUUCUUUCUGUUUCAAAACUACCUCCGCCAUCAUGCUUCAGCACAUUAUGUUCCAGUUUCACUGUCUGCUGCUGUCAUGAGGAAGUUGCAAAUGUGAUCAUCUAUGCCUUCUUCACAAGAUUUUGUGAUUCAUCACUGUUUUUUUCUUGCUAUUCUGCUCCAGCCUCUUUUGCCAGCUCUGUUUCUUAUUCAGCUUGGUGUGUUAAAUGGACUUCUCUGGUUUAAGUUUGUAGUUGUUUAAAGCUCUGUUUCAGCACCUCCUGCCAAUCACAGUUCAGCCUCUAUAGCUAGUUUUUUGGAUUGGUUUAUCUGUCUUUUAGUUUGUGCUGGGCUCUACAAGGUCUGAAUUCUUUGAACUGUAAUGUUUUGGAUUUUGAAUCAUUCUGUGUAAUCCUAGUGCUUUAGGUUUUCCUUUUCUAGGGAUUAGCUUCUGGGUUUGUUUGUAUAAUUCAUAUAGGACCUAUAUAUCAGAGUAUAGCUUUGCUUUGAGCUUCGAGUUGGUCUUCUCCACUAGUUAAUAAAAUCCUUGAUGUAUCUUCAUAAAGAGAGAAAGAUUCACA
Carica papaya (papaya) is the source of this 4101-nucleotide messenger RNA. Its product is annotated as disease resistance protein RPM1-like. Gene Ontology annotation, molecular function: ADP binding. The record is from RefSeq and is a predicted model, not a curated record. Gene Ontology annotation, biological process: defense response to other organism. NCBI's taxonomy places the organism in Eukaryota, Viridiplantae, Streptophyta, Magnoliopsida, Brassicales, Caricaceae.